AUGUUGUUCGAGAUUCUUCUGGCGGCAAUUUCAAUUUCGCCGAUUUCGGCAUGCACUUGUCCCGAAAAUUUGUCUAUUCUCAACUGCAAUACAAUCAACCCUGGAAAUACAACCGUCAAAUUUGAGAAGCCGAUGACCGACGGUGAUGAGUUAAUUUUGACAGGAAAAUUCUUCGAGCAAAAUCAAUUUUCGAAGGCCAGAGCUAUAUUCGACUUGAGUGCUAUCAACGGCGCAACUAUAUUACAUUUUCGCCAGGAUUUCCAAACUCGUGGUCAAAGGGAGAAGAUCCUUAUGAAUAGUCGGAUUGGCGGCCGAUGGGGCGAAGUGCAGCUCAGUGCGACUCCAUACAAGCCAGGGCAAGACGUUGUAAUUCAUGUGAAGAAAACUGACGACAUCUAUGAGAUAACCCUCACCGACGGCGUCGUGCUGACUUUCCCGCAUCGAUUGGCCGCUUCGGAAAAUCCCGUUUAUUUUUCUUAUCAAGGAGACUGGACAGUUUCGUCGAUUCAGAUGAAUUGUUGCUCCGAUGAAGACUCAGAAUAA
Messenger RNA from Caenorhabditis bovis, 543 nucleotides. Lineage: Eukaryota; Metazoa; Nematoda; Chromadorea; Rhabditida; Rhabditidae. The record is from the annotation of a GenBank genome assembly.